AUGGCACAGCUACCUCAACCAGCGGUAGCCAUACCGGACAACAUCUUCAGUGGCACACUGCGAGACACUGUGUUGAAAAAACCUGGAAGAGCAAACAACAGCUACUCGGAAGAUGUGCGCAAGUUUGCCUUGACACUGCAUUUCUUUUCGGCCAAAGCUUACAAAUUCCUGCGCAAGCAUGUGAAACUGCCUCACCCCUGUGCACUUCGGAAAUGGGCAGCCAUGAUCGGUGCGAAGCCGGGCUUCACCAAAGGGUGCUUUGAAAAAGUCUUCCAGGAAGCUCAGAAAGGACUUCUCCUCAUCAGCCUGAUGGUGGAUGAGAUUAGUAUAAAGAAGCAAGCGGACUGCGAAAGCAAGAGAGUCGUAGGCUACUGCGACCUGGGCCAUGGCAUCCUCAAAGACGAUUGCAAUGCAUAUGCGAAGCACGCGCUUGUUUUCCUGGCAGUUGCCGUCAACCGCAACUGGAAGGUACCUCUGGGAUAG
Messenger RNA from Ixodes scapularis (black-legged tick), 483 nucleotides. RefSeq lists its product as uncharacterized. The record is from RefSeq and is a predicted model, not a curated record. NCBI's taxonomy places the organism in Eukaryota, Metazoa, Arthropoda, Arachnida, Ixodida, Ixodidae. The transcript has a single exon. Bases 1 to 483 code for a protein of 160 amino acids.